CCUGCCCUAAUCCACACCGAAAACAAGUGUAUUUGCGACGAGGCAGUGGCCGACAGGUACGGACGGCAUGGCCUUCUCUGCCAAAGGACAGGAGGAUGGCAUGCAAGACACGGUCUGCAAGCACUCGUGAGUCAGGAUGAGCUUCACUGAGCUGGAAUAUAUGGGGUUGAACCUGGAAGACCUGGACGACGUCUCCGACCUUCUUGUAAAUCAUUUCUAUCCGCGAGACAUUAUAACUUUAGGGUUGGGUUUUAGCCCAGAAAAUAGGCUGAAUCUCGACCUUCCUCACAUACGGACAAGCUUGGCAUCUGGGCUUUCAGUGGGCGCUAGAGAAAAAUCAACACGGCGGCUGGUUGGAGUAAUUCUGAAUUACAUUUUCACUGCUGACUCUACACCGAAGCAAACUUUAAAAAAUAACAACACUGAAGCAGAGAUGAUGGAAGCACGUUUCCGUAAGGUUUUGGCCAUAAUGACAGACAAAAUCGAGUGUGCAGAGAAGGGAAGUGUCAUGUGCUCAUCUCGAGCCUGUGCCCACUCAGACUUUGGUCGUCGAGGUAUUUUAACGAAACUUGCAGAGAUGAUUGUCAUCAUCGGCAGUCAGCAUGGAUUCCAAAUGAUUACUUCAAUAGUUACCAGCCCAUUCACCGAGAAAAUGCUCCAACGUCUGGGUUGCAAGGUCCAAACCACAUUUGACUUCUGCACCCUGGAAGAAGGUCUGCUCGACCUGUCCCGCAUGGAUCAGAAGCAGUUCAAAAUAAUGACUAAAUACCUAUCACCAACAACGCCAAAAUCACAGUUAUAAUCAGGAAAUAAUAAAAGCUGGUUUAUGAAUGUUACUCUAUUUUUUGUAAUGCUUACUUAGGACAGUCAAAUUUUGUUUGAAUGAAUAUUACGAAACUCUAAACACAUAUCGAAACACACAAACACAUAUACAUUAAAGCACACAUACCAGGUAGCAAAAAUAUUCAAGCAAGCAAACCCAGCAAACACUGAACACUGUUGAAACCUUCACUAACGUUUCUAUAGGGAUAAGGGAAAGAAAAGUUGCAUGUAUGGUUCAACAGGCACAUGAUCAACGUUUAACCCAGGAAUGGUAAAAGUAUUUCUUUAUGAAAUUUGGCAAAUUUUGUCUUUUCUGACACUAGUUUCUCCUUUAUAUUAAAAAAAUAGUUUUCAUGUUUAUAUAUUAAAUUUAUGUACAUUUAAUAUAUAAACUGUAAAUGUAGUUUCAUAGUUAUAUGAAAAACUAUUUUUCAUGUUCAUUUAUUAAAUUUUUAGGUCAUUUUGUAACAUACAUUAUUAUUAAUUAUAAAUGUUGUUUCUAAGUUGCAUGAAAGGUGUGAAAAACAUUUACUUUCUAAUUGUUUAUUUACUAUUUUGAUAUGACUUUGUUAAAAUUUGUUUUUAUAAAACUUUUUGCUAACUUAUAUAUUAAAGAAUACUGUUUUAAUUUUUAAAAUUUAUUAAUAAAUUGUAUAUAUAUAUAUACUUCAUUUAAAACACAGUAACAUAAAUUGUAAAUGUUGUUUCAUACGUGUAUGAAGGAAACAUGCAAACAUAUAAUCUAACAUUUUUAUUGGAAUAAAAAAUUUAAGGUGCAU
This is a messenger RNA of Procambarus clarkii (red swamp crayfish), 1601 nucleotides long. The record is from RefSeq and is a predicted model, not a curated record. NCBI's taxonomy places the organism in Eukaryota, Metazoa, Arthropoda, Malacostraca, Decapoda, Cambaridae.